Molecule: messenger RNA, 2180 nt
Organism: Xylaria bambusicola
Lineage: Eukaryota; Fungi; Ascomycota; Sordariomycetes; Xylariales; Xylariaceae
Exons: 6
Coding region: 619-1797 (392 amino acids)
Source: RefSeq, a predicted model, not a curated record
GACCUCCUUAUAAGUUAAAAUAGUACUUCACAUUCUAAAUCUAAAAGUGCAGCGCUGAUAGUCGCGGCAUUCUACCCCGCCUCAAUACCUCUCUUCUUUUCCCCGCGCUAUAGGAUGUCCUCGAAUUCUGAUACUUUAGUCAAGUGUGCUAUUGAAUGUUAAUACUUGCCAUGUUCGCUCACGAAAGCGGCCAAUGGAAGGAAAAAUCGAGAUCCGGCCCCCAAUUCAGCCCCAAUAAUCCCCCACGUGUGGUGAGACACAUGGCACCCUUUAUACAUCGGUCGGCGAAUGGUGAUUGACCCGGAUCCUACUUCGCCUGAUGGGAUACGACCGAAACGCAGCUGCUUCCGAUGGCUUGAUCCAAUCCCCGCAUGCCAAAAGCUGCCCAACGUGGAAUGAUGCAGUACCCCAUCCCUAACUAUGGUGCACCAUGCUUAACACGUUCAUUCGUCACCAGAGCUUUGCGAGUAAUUAUUUUGGGAUUGGAACGAGGCAGGCUACGGUGAUGGUGGACAACGCUAUGCAUACAUAAUAGAGCUCCUGUGACUCAUCUUUGUUUCCUCGAUAUGUUCUUGGAUUAAGUCAACUCGGACCUUCUCUAUCUCGUCAACUCUGAAAAUGUCUGAUCUGGCGAUGCUAGCGGCAGCUCUCCCCAAGUGUGCGGUAACAUGCUUGAUUAGUGCUAUUGGGGAGUCGACUUGUAUUGCAACGAACCAAACGUGUAUAUGCAGUAAUCAAGAACUUAACGCCAGAGCAACAGGUUGUAUCACCCAGAACUGUACAAUCCGAGAGACCCUCACCACUCAAAACUUGACCUCUACGCUCUGUGGUAUCGCGCCGCGAGUAGAUCAUUCCUAUGUUUCUGUCUUAAUCGCGUUUGUGACUGUCUCCGCUGUGUGCGUGUCGUUGCGUGUCAUUGCGAGGCUGCACACCAGGGUACCCCUCUGGUGGGACGAUUUCGUCGUUGCUCUAUCUUUCCUUGGGAGCGUUGCUUUUGCAGCCAUUGCCUUGGCAGUCAAACCUCGUGGCUUGGGCACCGAUAUCUGGAAUAUCCAGUUUGACGAUAUCACGAUCAUUUUCAAGGCCUUAUAUACUCUCUUCGUUCUUUACAUCACAAGUCGUGACCUCGUUCGUCUAUCGAUUCUUCUCUUCUACUAUCGCAUUUUUGGUCACAUCAAGAUGGCACGCCUACUUAUUCGACUCACCUUUGUGCUAAUCAUUGCAUGCUGCAUCGCUUUUGGUUUCGCUAUCAUAUUUGGCUGUACACCUCUUGACUAUUACUGGACAGGGUGGGAUGGCGAACAUGACGGCCAUUGUAUCAGUACAAACGGUAUCUUUUGGGCUGGAGCCUUCAUCGUAAUUGCUAUGGACUUCUGGAUCAUACUAAUUCCAUUAUUCUUCAUUGUACGACUGAACCUGCCGUUACGCAAGAGAAUAUUGUCCGGCGUAAUGUUCGCAUUUGGUCUCUUUGUUAUUUUCGUCAGCCUUUUCCGGAUCAAGACCAUCAACCGCUUCACGCUGUCACGAAACCCGACGGUGGACUUUGUUGAGGUUGGCAUAUGGUCCGGUCUUGAAUUAUACGUCGGGAUCAUCUGCGCGUGCUUACCUAACUUCUAUUACCUUCUCACGCACGGUUUCGCAUGGAUAUGUCUUAGGGUUUCGACCUUUGGAGCAACGAAGUCGCAUUCCUGUGAUCCUAGAAGUGGAACUGGCUCUGAUCAGCACUUGCAUAAUAAGAUGUCAGCGUCCGACCAAAUGGUUCAAAUGACGCCCACAGCCGGUGUUAAGGCGCUUUAAUAAGAAAUCGAGGGGCGUCGGUGUUCGGCAUUGUAGGUACUGCACGAAAUUUGUGGCACAAUUGAGAAUAGGUCUUCAAGGUCAGGUAUCAUGUGUGAGUAAUCCGUAUUAUUUGAUAUACACAGAUCAUCCUUCGUUUUACCCUUGGAAGUAAUCUACAUAUAUUUAUUUCAUUGCUGCUUUACUUUAUUCAUCUCAGUUUGAAAAAUCAACACAGGGCGUUAGGGAGUGGCCACCCGAAGCUAUAUCCCAGUCGCUUGUGUAAUUAGCUGUGGUGAUGUAAGUAGAACAAAUGCCAACCCUCCUCAAUUGUGCUGCAAAAUCUAUGGAAAUAUAUGUGUUGUAAUGAAGCAACUACUAAUAAAAUACAUACCAAUUCUACC